AUGGGUCUUGAUGUAAUUGGACCUAUAAUUCCAAAGUCUUUAGCAGGGCAUGCAUACAUCCUCGUCGGGACCGACUACUUCUCUAAGUGGGCCGAAGCCGUACCAUUAAAGGAAGUAAAGAAAGAAAAUGUUGCAGAUUUUAUUCGUAUCCAAAUCAUUUAUCGAUAUGGUGUCCCUCGUUUGACAACUAAAGAAAAUUCUCGUCUUCGAUUGAACGAGCUAGAAGUUUUUGAUGAGAAGAGGUUAGAAGCACAAAUGCACCUGGAGUGCUAUCAAGCUCGAAUGGCGAAGUCCUUCAACAAGAAG
Molecule: messenger RNA, 306 nt
Organism: Olea europaea var. sylvestris
Lineage: Eukaryota; Viridiplantae; Streptophyta; Magnoliopsida; Lamiales; Oleaceae
Exons: 2
Molecular function (GO): nucleic acid binding
Source: RefSeq, a predicted model, not a curated record